AUGGCACCUUCGAGCAAGAGGAAAGCGAUCAAUGACGAUUUUAUAACCACAAUUUCCGACAAUGAGGCCGACGACUUCGUGGAGGAGGAGGAGGUGAUUCAGGAGGAAGCUCCUCCCAAGAAAAAGUCCAAGACCACCCCGAAAAAGAAGCAAAAGCGACCCAGCAAGAAGGCAAGCAACGAUGGCGACGCCGAAGAGGAAGAGGAAGACCACGUAGAGGGUAUCUGGGGUCAGAAUGACGACGAUGACGGCGCAAUGGACUCCGACUUUGAGUUUGUCACCGGAGCCGGCGUCGAAGACCUGGACGACAAUCCCGAGUUCGAGGGCUGGGGCUUUGACGGCGCCAAAAAGGCCAUGGGCCAAGGCAGCGGGGUUGAUCUGGACGAGAUUAUCCGGAGGAGAAGGGAGAAGAAGGAAGGGGCGACCAAAGGUACCGCGGAGCCGGAAUCCAAGACAGAAGAGGAGGUCGAAGCGCUGGGCCUAGACGACGACGACGAUGAAGUCCUAGCCAAGGAUGCCUUUGGAAUGGGUGCCGGCUCAGAAGACGAGGACUCUGCAGAAGCUUCCGGGGAACAAGGUGGAUCGGAAGCCAGCGAAGGAGAGGAGGGCGACAGCGACAACGAAUCUGUUGCCAGCCCAGUUCCACACCCAGAUGAUGAUCAAGAAUCCGAAUCUGAGCAGGAUGACGAUGAAGAGGAAGCGGCCAAAAGGAAAGAGUUCUUCGCGGCAGAUGAGCCCAAGUCCGACACCAACAAGGGCAGUGCGUCAUUCCAGAGCAUGUCCCUGUCUCGCCCAAUUCUCAGGGGCUUGACAAGUGUUGGCUUCGUAAAACCCACUCCCAUCCAGAGUAAGACUAUUCCCAUCGCUUUGAUGGGUAAGGAUGUGGUUGGUGGUGCCGUCACCGGAUCCGGAAAGACUGCUGCGUUCGUCGUGCCCAUUCUGGAGCGUUUGCUCUACCGUCCCAAGAAAGUGCCGACGAGUCGAGUGGUCAUAUUGGCACCGACGCGUGAGUUGGCCAUACAGUGUCACGCAGUUGCCACCAAGCUAGCCAGCCAUACCGACAUCAAGUUUUGCUUGGCCGUCGGAGGUCUCAGUUUAAAGGUGCAAGAGUCAGAACUACGCUUGAGGCCCGACGUGAUCAUUGCAACGCCUGGACGUUUUAUCGACCACAUGCGCAACUCGGCCAGCUUUGCCGUAGAUACCGUGGAAAUCUUGGUUCUCGACGAGGCUGAUAGAAUGUUGGAGGACGGUUUUGCCGAUGAGCUCAAUGAAAUCCUGACAACGCUGCCAAAGUCACGCCAGACCAUGCUGUUCUCGGCCACCAUGACGUCUUCCGUCGACAACCUGAUCCGUGUUGGUCUCAACAAGCCUGUCCGCCUGAUGGUAGACUCACAGAAGAAGACGGUGGUAACGUUGACACAGGAGUUUGUGCGACUUCGACCUGGAAGGGAGGAGAAGCGCAUGGGAUACCUCGUCUACUUGUGCAAGAAUUUGUACACCGAGCGUGUUAUCAUAUUCUUCAGGCAGAAGAAAAUCGCCCACCAUGCUCGCAUCAUCUUUGGUUUGCUUGGCUUAUCCUGCGCGGAACUCCACGGAAGCAUGAGCCAAAUACAGCGUAUACAAAGUGUCGAGGCAUUCCGUGAUGGCAAGGUUUCCUUCCUGCUCGCGACGGAUCUUGCCUCUCGUGGUCUCGAUAUCAAGGGAGUCGAUACGGUCAUCAACUACGAGGCCCCGCAAAGCCUUGAGAUUUAUGUGCACAGAGUCGGUCGAACAGCGCGAGCAGGUCGCAGCGGUACAGCCAUCACUCUUGCCGCUGAACCAGACCGCAAAGUCGUCAAGGCGGCAGUCAAAGCUGGCAAGGCUCAGGGUGCCAAGAUCUCAAGCCGCAUCAUCGACGCGGCUGACGCAGACAGCUGGCAAGCCAAGAUUGACGAGCUCGAGGACGAGGUAGAGGCUGUGAUGCGCGAGGAGAAGGAAGAAAAGGUUCUCGCCCAGGCGGACAUGGAGAUGCGCAAGGGAGAGAACAUGAUACGAUAUGAAGACGACAUUAAGGCACGGCCGAAGCGGACAUGGUUUGAAACCGAAAAGGACAAGAAGGCCGCCAGGGAAGCUGGCCGGGCAGAAUUGAACGGCGUGCGAGAGGCUCUCAAGAAGAAGCACGGUGGCAAGAACCUGAGUAACAAAGAUAAGAAGAAGCUGGAUGCCAUGGCCGAGGCUAAGGAGGCUAGGGUCUGGAAGAAGGGCGCAGCAGAGAGAGCAGGAAAAGGCGCUGUGCUCAACUUUAAAAAAGAUCGUGGCUCCAAGAAGAAAGGUCCUGUCGCGGGCGGUAGGGUGGCCAAGAAAGGAGCCCCCAAAGGAAAGCCAAGGAGGCGAUAA
This is a messenger RNA of Pyricularia pennisetigena, 2376 nucleotides long. RefSeq lists its product as uncharacterized. Lineage: Eukaryota; Fungi; Ascomycota; Sordariomycetes; Magnaporthales; Pyriculariaceae. Gene Ontology annotation, molecular function: RNA helicase activity; ATP binding; nucleic acid binding. The transcript is spliced from 2 exons. The coding region runs from base 1 to 2376 and encodes 791 amino acids. The record is from RefSeq and is a predicted model, not a curated record.